CGUGACGUCAUCCACUUUCCUUGCCAUCAUCAGGCAGGCAGGCAGGCAGGCAGGCAGGCAGGGCCACUCUUCGCUUCACCGAGCAUCCAGGAGGACUUUCCAAUCCUCCAAACUCAAAACGGCAUAGUCGAUAUGGUUGUUCGGGGGAUUUUCCGUGCAGUCAUUAUGGGACCACCCGGCUCCGGAAAAGGGACAGUGUCUGGCCGGAUAAGCAAAAGUUUUGGACUCAAACACAUCUCCAGCGGUGAUAUUCUGAGAUCCAACAUCAACGCUAAAACUGAGUUGGGCCUGCUGCUGAAGUCGAGUAUCGAUAGAGGUCAGUUGGUGCCCGAUGACGUCAUGUCUCGUCUCAUCCUCACGGACCUGCGGGCGAUAGAGCGGCGCAGCUGGCUGCUCGACGGUUUCCCUCGAACAGUCCCCCAAGCGGACUUUCUGGAUGAAGUCUACAGCGUGCACACAGUCAUCAACCUCAAUGUACCUUUCCACACCAUUAAAGAGAGACUGUCAUCUCGCUGGACUCAUCUUCCCAGUGGAAGAGUGUACAACGUUGAUUUCAACCCUCCUAAAGUGCCUGGUCGUGACGAUGUCACCGGGGAACUUUUGGUCCAGAGGGACGAUGACACGCCAGAUACAGUAACGAGGAGACUGAAGGCCUACCAAACCCAAACGGAGCCAGUCUUAGAAUAUUACAGGAGUAAAGGUGUACUGGAGACAUUUUCUGGGACAGAAACCAACAAGAUUUGGCCCCACGUUGAAGCCUUCCUCCACAAAAAGCUCUUUGUGCUGAAUCAGAAACUUUUAUAGCGGCAGCUGAAUGUACAACUGUAUUUAUGAAUACACAGACCACUGAAUUUUGCUGUUGUCAUUCCACAUUGUGCCUUAGACAGUUAGAGUUUGCACAAACGAGUCUUAUUUAGCCGACCGUCAAGUAAAAAAUGUUCUUAAAUCUAAGAAAGAAAAAAAAAAGUUGUAUAGUUUGGCAUGAGAAGCGUUUCUCAUGACGUAAACCACUAUUAAAAGGGAACGUGCAAUGCUCUUCCAUAAUAAUUCACUCCAGUGCCUUUGAAUGUAGAACUUGGAUGUUGACAAUUUGUGAGCUCCAGAAUAUUAUAUGUAUAAUAAUUGUAUUUUAUACAGUUUAAGUGUCAAUUGUUUGGAGAAGCACAAUACAGGACCUUUGUCUGGUGCCGUCAUUGUAUUAAGAGCUGCCUUGAAAUGGAGAUGUUCCUCGCGUAAUCACGGGCAUGAACAAAAUUGUGUUUUAAGUUUGAAUACAAAAUAAACGUUGAUGCUAAUAACUUGGUUGACCUAUGAGUGUGCAAGAUCUAGCAUAAAUGUAACCGACCACGCGUCAACUCAAUAGUUGCUUAGUUUCGCCAAUACGUUCAUCUGUGCCGAACACCCUGUGACAAAGAUUGGUCAACCUCAAAGAGAAAGAAAUUCACACUUUCAUAUUUAUAUAUCGGAGGCCGAGCCAUCGCUGAGAGUUGAACGAUUGUCUUUUGGAGUUGUAAAAUUGGCUAAAGACUAGUCCGGGGUGUUUGCUGCCUGUCGGCAACUCGCACGUGAACUUAUUAUUGCAGAAAACGGAGGGAAUUUUCCCAGAGUACAGUGAUGAAAAUAAACACAACAGGGCU
This is a messenger RNA of Corythoichthys intestinalis (scribbled pipefish), 1637 nucleotides long. RefSeq names its product adenylate kinase 3 (gene ak3). Gene Ontology annotation, molecular function: AMP kinase activity; ATP binding. Gene Ontology annotation, cellular component: cytoplasm; mitochondrion. Gene Ontology annotation, biological process: nucleobase-containing compound metabolic process. Bases 133 to 804 code for a protein of 223 amino acids. The record is from RefSeq and is a predicted model, not a curated record. Lineage: Eukaryota; Metazoa; Chordata; Actinopteri; Syngnathiformes; Syngnathidae. The transcript is spliced from 5 exons.